UGCAACACUGCGCCACAGCUGACGGCCAAAACACAAACACAAAAGACGCGCAAUUUUUAUAUCUUGGGGAAAAUCGAGGAUUUAACGAUGACCCUUGCAAGCGGGGACAAAGACAAUGAAGCAGUCCAGUUCAGCUUUCCUGAGAGCUGGAGGGACAACGCCAGGAUGCAGGUGCAGUUCGCCAUGUUCCGAUCGCGAGACCUGGACGCCGAGGACUACGACGCAAAAAUGAAAUUCUGGAAGGACCUGAUUGCGAAGUACCUGAAGUUCUGUGGUAGACCCGUCUUCAGGCUGCGGGAUCUGCAACUGCAGUUCAUGCGGGGUGACCAGCUGCCUGCCUGUUUGGACACCGUGAUAACCGAGUUGCAGCACACGAAACAGAUCCGAUCUCGCAGUGAAUUCGAGCAGGAUCCGGCGAAUUCCUGGAGCGGCUGGCUGGUCAACAGCCUCGUAAAGCGCCCCCUUUCAUGGAGCUGGACCAAGCUCAAGCACAGCGUGGUGGGAGAGGAUCUGGAGGCCUCUGCUUUACUGGAAUGGAUUCACCUAGAUGUCUUAAACAGCACUUGCGUCCUCAUAACCGAGAAAGUCUUAUCGGAAAACAGCGGCAAGCUCCUGCAUUUCGAUGCCUUCAAAUCCCUUUGCAAAGCUCAACAAGUGCGCAUCCACUCAGACAAAGAUUUCUGCGUUUGCUUGCUGGCCCUAAAUGUUCGCCAAAUCGUCGGUCUGGAGUUCAAGGUGGAAAAGGGCCAACGCCAAAUUCACUUGAUCAAAAUACCAAAAAAAGACGGCGAUGAUCUCAACAUAAGCCAAGAAGACCAUGCCGUCCAUAAUCUUCAGAAUACUCAGGCCCAGUUGCUCAAGCAGUUGGAGGACCUGGAGGAGGAGAUCAAGAUAAACGAUGAAAAGGCACGUCAGUACUUAAAGGAAAACAAGCGGCAAUUGGCCAAGACUUAUCUGCGAAAAAGGCAUCUCCUGGAGAAGAAUCAUGAACGUCGCAGCCUUGCCCUGCACAACAUUGAAUCCCUUUUGAGCAGUGUGGAUGAGGCCCAAAACAGUGGCGUUGUGCUAGACGCCUACAAAAUCGGCUCGAAUACCUUGAAGAAGGUGCUCUCUGAUUCUGGCUUGAAGUACGACAACGUCGACGAAGUUCUGGCCGAUGUGCGGGACACUCUCGACCAGCACCGAGAGGUUCAGGACGUCUUGUCCACUAGCGUUGUGGAGGGAGUGAGUCAAGAGGAGGAUCAGUUGGAACGCGAAUUGCGCGAGCUGUGCGGCGAAUCUUCGCCAGCUGCCUUCAGCCCAGUCAUUAAUAACAACGUAAUGCCAGAGGUUGUGAUCACCGAUGAGGAGAUGAUUGCCAUGCUGCAGGAUCUAGAGGUUGAGGAUGGAACCGUCUCCCAAAUGAGCACCAGAACUGUGAAACCUAUACAGGAGCUUUAAAACGCGUUAAAAUGUUUGUGUUUUUUAUAUGGCAUGUGAACUGUUCUUUCACUUAAAUUUAGUUAAUAAAUGAUAUGUUUAAUAUUUA
Molecule: messenger RNA, 1528 nt
Organism: Drosophila biarmipes
Lineage: Eukaryota; Metazoa; Arthropoda; Insecta; Diptera; Drosophilidae
Product: charged multivesicular body protein 7
Exons: 4
Coding region: 88-1440 (450 amino acids)
Biological process (GO): late endosome to vacuole transport via multivesicular body sorting pathway; vesicle budding from membrane
Cellular component (GO): multivesicular body; ESCRT III complex
Source: RefSeq, a predicted model, not a curated record